UCACGUAUAUAUGCGCGACGACUGCAGACGUGCCUCUCGUCCGUAAACAACGUCACAAAGCGCUCUGCUCCGGAGCGAAAAAGGAAGCAGUUUCGUGCGCAGUUCAGUUUCUACCUUGCCCCCGGUUAAAUGGACCCUGGCGCCAAGCAGGUUUCUUUGUAGUUUAGCAAUCAACAGAGAGAAUCACCAAAAUGCUGUGGCGGCUGGCGCACUCGCGCAAAGUCCUCCUGAUUGCCACUCGUCGCUACACACAACGCCAUGACUUGGAGCUGCAGGGCAAGGUCAUGGCAAUUCGCCGGGAGGACCAGUCUGUCUGGGAGAGAAGAGCUCCGCUGUCGCCGUCCAAUGUAAAACAACUCACCAGAGCCGGCGUCAAGGUGAUCGUGCAGCCGUCCAACCGGCGUGCCUACCCGAUGCAGGCGUAUGCGUCGGCCGGGGCGGUCAUCCAGGAGGACAUCUCCGAAGCCAGCGUGGUCUUCGGCGUGAAGCAGGUGCCGGUGGACGCGCUGCUGCCGAACCGCACCUACUGCUUCUUCUCGCACACGAUCAAGGCGCAGGAGGCCAACAUGCCUCUGCUGGACGCCUGCCUCGAGAAGAACAUCCGCCUGAUCGACUACGAAAAGCUGAUGGACGAUCGCGGCCAGAGAGUCGUGGCUUUCGGCAAAUACGCCGGAGUGGCUGGCAUGGUCAACAUUCUGCACGGAUUGGGACUCAGGUUGCUUGCCCUCGGCCACCACACGCCCUUCAUGCACGUCGGGCCGGCACACAACUACAGGAGCUCCUUCAUGGCAAGACAGGCAAUAAGAGAUGCUGGCUACGAAAUUUCUUUGGGCAUGAUGCCAAGGUCAGUUGGGCCGCUGACCUUCAUCUUCACGGGCAGUGGCAACGUCAGCCAAGGAGCGCAAGAAGUAUUCCAAGAGCUACCAUUUGAGUAUGUUACCCCUACCAAUUUGAGGAAGGUUGCUGAACAUGGAGCCACAAACAAAAUUUACGGCUGCGAGGUUAGCCGACACGACCAUUUGGAGCGGAAGGAGGGUGGCGGCGGCUUUGAUGCCAAGGAGUACGACCAGUACCCUGAGAGAUACAUCUCUACCUUCAGCAAAACUAUCGCUCCUUAUGCUUCUGUGAUUGUGAACGGCAUUUACUGGGCUGUCGGGAGUCCAAAACUGCUCACCCUGCCGGACGCCAAACACCUCCUCCGCCCUGCACACACACCCUGGCUGCCCAUUUCGGUGGGGGCGCCCGCCCUGCCGCACCGGAUGCUUGCCAUUUGUGAUAUCUCCGCAGAUCCCGGUGGUUCCAUCGAGUUCAUGAACGAAUGCACAACUAUUGACACGCCGUUCUGCCUCUACGACGCUGACCGCAACAAGGAAACUCAAAGCUUUAAAGGUCCUGGAGUGUUGGUUUGCUCAAUCGACAACAUGCCCACCCAGUUGCCACGAGAGUCGACGGACUUCUUUGGCGACCUGCUGUUGCCCUACGCAAUGGACAUUCUCAAGUCUGACGCCACUGCGCCUUUAGAGACGCAUAACUUAUCUAAUACUGUGCACAAUGCCAUAAUAGCGAGUAAUGGGGCGCUGACCCCCAAUUUCAAGUACAUUCAGGAUCUCCGCAAUGCAAACACGUGCAGGAGCAGGCACAAGUCGUCUAUAGACAUAGAAGAGUCGGCCAAGAGGGUGGUCAUCCUGGGCGCAGGCUUCGUCAGCGGACCUGUGGUCGAAUAUCUAAGCAGGGAGAAGAACAUUAAAAUCACCCUGGCUUCCGCCCUGAAGGACGAGGCCGAUGAAGUGGCUGCAAAGCACGGUGGCAACUCGGUGGAGCCGGUCCUCCUGGACGUGGUCGAGCGACCCGACAUGCUGGACGACCUGGUCAAGUCAGCCGACCUGGUCAUCUCGCUGCUGCCGUACGGCUUGCACCCGAAGGUGGCGCAGAGCUGCAUCGACUCGGGCACCCACAUGGUCACCGCCAGCUACUGCAGUCCUCAGCUGCAGGAGCUGCACGACAGGGCCGUCGAGAAGGGCGUCACCAUCGUGCACGAGGUGGGACUCGACCCUGGGCUCGACCACCUGCUCGCCCUCGAGUGCUUCAACGAGGUCAAGCAGGCCGGAGGAAAGGUUGAGUCUUUCAUUUCGUACUGCGGAGGGCUGCCUGCACCUGAAUUCUCCGACAACCCUCUCAGAUACAAAUUUUCAUGGUCACCUAGAGGCGUUCUGUUGAACACCCUGAGUGGAGCCAAGUAUCUCAGAAAUGGAAAGCACAUUGAAGUACCUUCUGGUGGCGCCCUGAUGGACGCUGUUGAGCAGCUGGACUUCCUGCCUGGCUUCGCCCUGGAGGGCUUCCCCAACCGGGACUCUACCCACUACAAAAAUCUCUACGGCCUGUCUGGCGCCCACACCAUGUUCAGGGGCACUCUCAGGUUCACCGGCUUCACCAACUCCAUGAAGGGGCUGCAGGCGUUGGGUCUUCUUGGACUCGAGCACCACCCUGCCCUUCACCCCAACGGCCCUGAAAUCACCUGGCGCCAACUGGUGACCACCCUGAUGGAGCUGCCACAGAUCGACAUUUUCUAUGAAAACCUGAAGACGGCGAUUUUCGAGAGAGUAGGCCGCUCUCACCACAGACUGGAGGCGGUUGAGCGGCUCGGUCUUUUGUCUGAUGACCUAGUGCUCAAGAAGGAAACGCCAAUUGAUACGCUCAGUCACUUUUUGGCCAAAAAGUUGCAGCUAGAAAAAGAUGAAAGAGAUAUAGUUAUUCUUCGUCACGAAAUCGGCAUCUUGUGGCCUGACGGCAAAAGAGAGAUCAGAGGCAUCAACGUGGUUUCGUACGGAGAUGCUGGAGGCUACUCUGCCAUGUCGAAAACCGUUGGCUACCCAGCUGCAAUUGCCGCGAAAAUGGUUCUCGAUGGUGAAAUUCAAACGAGAGGAAACGUGCUGCCUUUCUCGCAAGACAUCUAUUUGACCAUGCUGAGCCGCCUGAAACAAGAGGGUCUGGAAGCGACAGAGCAGUCCUUCUGGCUCUAAAUCUCACAAAUUCCAAUCAAUUUUUACAUUUCGUGUUCGUACACAAUUCUGUUGCCAUAUUUUUCUAUGUAUUUUGAAUAUUGUAAGUGUAAAAUAAAUAAUCUUUUUGAAAUUUUAAUAAGAGAAAA
Molecule: messenger RNA, 3148 nt
Organism: Cloeon dipterum
Lineage: Eukaryota; Metazoa; Arthropoda; Insecta; Ephemeroptera; Baetidae
Gene: LKRSDH
Product: lysine ketoglutarate reductase/saccharopine dehydrogenase
Exons: 16
Coding region: 192-3020 (942 amino acids)
Cellular component (GO): cytoplasm
Molecular function (GO): saccharopine dehydrogenase activity
Source: RefSeq, a predicted model, not a curated record